Molecule: messenger RNA, 138 nt
Organism: Gryllus bimaculatus (two-spotted cricket)
Lineage: Eukaryota; Metazoa; Arthropoda; Insecta; Orthoptera; Gryllidae
Source: the annotation of a GenBank genome assembly
AUGUCAGAGAACAGGACGUUGACCAACCAAAAGGCUGCACGAGCGGAACAGAGAGAACCACGACGGAAAGCUUUUCCCAAAGCACCACAAUGGCGCCAGAGUCAUCUAAUGGCGAAAACGAAGCGCAAGCUCGUUUGA